GUUACCGAUGGGCUGACGCGGAAAUCCGAAUGUCUAGCUGGUGAGAAGGCGGCAUGGAAAUUUCUGAAAAUGACAAUCUACAUAUCUUUAUAAUAAACGUGUCAUAAUUUCAGACACUAGAUGUUGAUUCAGGGCAUCUUAACUGGGUGAAGACAACCUAGAAAAACAGUGUUUUCUUAUUGGACAACCUUUGAGCUAGACAAGAAAGCAUGUUACACUCAUAUAGUAUUUUUCGCUUGAGUUGUAUUAUUUUGUUUCUACCACUUGGAUCUGUGUAUACAAAGGACUUUAACGCAUUAUGCUCAACAUGCAGACAAUUAGUCGACAAUUUUGACAAGGGUCUGGAAAAAACAGCGAAGCAAAAUUUUGGUGGUGGAAACACAGAAUGGGAAGAGCGAAAACUCUCCAAAUAUGAAUUGAGUGAGAUUAGGUUGACGGAAAUACUGGAGGGCUUGUGUGACAGCAGCAGUUUUGAGUGCAACCACAUGUUGGAAGAAAAUGAGGAACACUUUGAGACGUGGUGGUUCAAGAGGAAAACGAAACACCCUGAUCUGUUCAAGUGGUUUUGUAUAGAGACCAUCAAAGUGUGCUGCCCAAAAGGCUUAUUUGGUCCUGACUGCAACACUUGCAUUGGAGGAGCUGACAAACCAUGCCAUGGUAAUGGCAAAUGUGAUGGAGAUGGAACAAGGGCUGGAAAUGGGAAGUGCAGUUGUGAUGAGGGAUAUGAAGGGGAGUUUUGUCUGGACUGCAGUGAUGGUUAUUUUAGUGCACUGAGGAAUGAUACAUUCUCCUUGUGCAAAGAGUGUCAUGAGUCUUGUGUUGGCUGCACUGGAGGAACCAAUCAGGAUUGUAAAGAAUGUAGGAAUGGCUGGGAGAAAGACCAAGAAGGAGCAUGCAUUGACAUCAAUGAAUGCACCAAAGAUCCAGCUCCAUGCAAAGAUAACCAAUACUGCCUAAACACGGAAGGAUCUUUCUCCUGUAAAGAAUGUGAUAUCAGAUGCUCUGGUUGCAAAGGACCUGGUGCAAGUAACUGCCUCACCUGUGCUGAUGGCUUUAAGGAUGAAGAAAGCACCUGCACAGACAUCAAUGAAUGCACCGAAGAUCCAGCUCUGUGCAAAGAUAACCAAUACUGCCUAAAUACAGAUGGUUCUUUCUCCUGUAAAGAAUGCGAUACCAGAUGCUCUGGUUGCAACGGACCUGGUGCCAAUAACUGCCUCACCUGUGCUGAUGGCUAUAAGGAUGAUGAAGGCACCUGCACAGAAGAGAAUAAGGAAGUGGCUGCCUUUGAUUCUGAAGGUUCCCAAACUGGUGACUCACCCGAAAAACAUGAAGACCUCUGAAGUCAUAUGGCUUGAAUGCAGAAAACAGCCUCCAGGACACAAUAUUUGCCUAGGGACCACUAGUUUCUGCAUUGUCUAAAUACUGUUUGUUCUUCUGGAAUAAUCAAGAGUGAAAGGCACUUACAGUAAAUAUUUAAGAAACAGCACUUUUUAAUUUGUGGAACAUGUUUUUGCAGUAGACCCAGUCAGCACAACUUUCUCAGUGAGCAAGAUUUACUUAGGAUACAUUCACAGCUCUUUUUUUUUUUACUUAUAUGCCCCCUCCCAAU
Molecule: messenger RNA, 1609 nt
Organism: Sinocyclocheilus rhinocerous
Lineage: Eukaryota; Metazoa; Chordata; Actinopteri; Cypriniformes; Cyprinidae
Gene: creld2
Product: cysteine-rich with EGF-like domains 2
Exons: 11
Coding region: 210-1340 (376 amino acids)
Molecular function (GO): calcium ion binding
Source: RefSeq, a predicted model, not a curated record